Messenger RNA from Spirometra erinaceieuropaei, 935 nucleotides. The record is from the annotation of a GenBank genome assembly. NCBI's taxonomy places the organism in Eukaryota, Metazoa, Platyhelminthes, Cestoda, Diphyllobothriidea, Diphyllobothriidae.
AUGGCCUUAGCCCGAUUCUAUGGUCUCCCCAAGGUGCACAAGGAGGGCGCUCCUCUCCGGCCCAUUGUAGCGCUCAGAGGCACUCUAACGUACGGACGGGCAAAAUGGCUGUUUCGGUGCCUCACAUUUCUGACUGCUGAUUCGGACUCCACCGUCAGUUCGUCAACACAAUUCCUGGAGAGGCUUAAAGGAGUAAGUCUCUUACCAAAUUAGAUUAUGGUAUAUUAUGAUGUCACGUCUCUCUUUACUUCUAUCCCCCAGGAUCUGGCAAUGGAGACCUCGAGCUACUCCUACGAAGCAAAUACAAUGAAACGGAGAAUCGUCUCGGACAUGCCCCAGUCCUUCGGCUCCUAAAGUUCUGUCUCAGGACGUACUUCACGUUUGACAUAACAAUAUACGAGCAGGUGAAGGGAACACCAAUGGGCUCGCUGAUUUCGAGAUUCAUCACCGAGGCGGUCCUACAGCGGUUAGAGUCGCUGGUCUUCCAACGUCACAGACCGGAAUUCUGGGCUCGGUAUGUGGACGAUACCUUCGUUGUCAUCGAACGGGAUCAGGUGUUGACAUUCCAAAAACAUCUCAACGCCGUCUUCCCGGACAUCCAAUUUACAAUAGAGGAGGAAGAGAACAACCAGCUGGCCUUCCUGGAUGUCCUCGUAUGCCGCAAGGAUUGUGGUGGACUAAAGACCAAAGUGUUCAGGAAAGCGACAAAUACGACGCAAGCACUGAAUUUCAACAGUAACCACCCAAUCGGCCAAAAACGCAGUUGUGUAAGGACGCUCUAUCGGCGUGUCGAAACGCACUGCAGCGAACCGGAAGACGGGGUCGCCGAAUCCCGAUAUCUUCGACGGGUUUUCAGAGAAAAUGGUGCAUGCGCAAACGAGACGAGCGACAAAAUCCUGCCGAUCCCAAAUUCUGGUGAGCGAUCCCGUAUCUGA